Didymodactylos carnosus is the source of this 2769-nucleotide messenger RNA. The record is from the annotation of a GenBank genome assembly. NCBI's taxonomy places the organism in Eukaryota, Metazoa, Rotifera, Eurotatoria, Philodinida, Philodinidae.
GUCGUACUCAGAGCACUUGUUACUCACUCAUAAGUACUCAGGUGAGUACUCAGUGAGUAAAAAAAUGUAUGAGUACGUAUGAGUACUCGUCCGGUUUUUCUAGCAGAGUACUUUUUGAGUACUCACAUUUGAGUACAUUCACUAGCGUUAGGUAAUAAAAUAAAUGUAAUGCGGUUCACAAAUAUUAUCUUUGAAGUAGGGAAAGGUUGAAUUUUCAUCGAAAAAUUGCGUUUUACUGAAAAAAAUUGUCUACGACAUCUCACAAAUGGUUGUCACGACGAUGUGUCACAUCAGUUAGGGGGUGAGACUGAAAAGUGCCAUUCCACGCAUCAUACAGCUAAAACAUUUUUCUCGCUCUCCAAAGUGUUUCCAAUGUUAUUAACUAUGUAUAAAUAUGUAGCUAUACAUAAACUUCGCAAAAAAGGCUUGGUCAAAAGAGCAAUGUUAGCGAUCCUUGUCCAGUAUAUUUUUGUUUAGGAUGACAUAGUUCAAGUGAAUGAAAUUUUUAAAGAUGUGGCAAAACUUGUUCAUGAACAGGGCGACAUUAUAGAUCAUAUUGAGGUUCACGUAGAUUCUGCUGAACAAGGUACACAAAAAUCAGCAAGCGAGUUAAAACAAGCAGUUAACUAUCAGAAGUUGUGCGGAGAACUAAGACAUAUUUAUCGUAGUCCAAAGAUUGUUUACGUACAUGUUGUUAUUAUUGACGAAAAAAUGGGUACAAAAAAAUCAAAAUUGAAAAAUGAAGAUAAUAAAAUUAAUGAAAAUUCAGUCGUAAUUCCUUCUCGUGAUACUCGUGAUACAAAUCAAGAAGAAAUCACUCUUAUUUGGUUUGGCACCGAUAGUAGUUCCGAAGAUGAUGACAUUAAAAAUUCGUUGAGAUCGAUUAAUGAUUUUGUUUUAUUUUAUGAUGAUGUUGUUUUAUGUAACGACUACAUUUGUUCAAUUAAAGAAGAAAAAAUAUUUUUAAUCGUCAAUACACUAGAUGCAUUAAAAAUCGUACCUCUAAUUCAUUCACUCGACAAUAUUGACUCUAUAUUUUUGUUCAAUAAAGACUAUACUAGCUGUGAUGAAAUUAUGACUGAAAAAUAUGCAAAAAUAAUUAAUGCCUACACGAAUAAAGAGUUGUUAAUUAACGAUAUUCGAAAACAUAUAUUUCUAUCUGAAAAACAAUCAGCCGCCUUCAAUCUAUACGAUCGAAAACAAAAAUCACAUCGUAAUUUAUCAAAUGAAUGUGGUUCAUUUUUAUUUUUUCAAAUGUUUAAAAAUGCAUUAAUGUCUAUGCCUCGAACAACAGAAGCUAAAAUAGAAAUGGUUGAAAGAUGUCAAGAAUAUUAUCGUGGAAAUCAAAAAGAAUUAGCCAAUAUUGUACAGUUUCAAUUGACAUACAAAUCAUCAGAUGCCAUUAAAUGGUAUACAAAAGAUAGUUUCUUAUAUCGUUUGAUAAACAAAGCACUAAGAUCAGAAAAUAUUGAAGCUCUAUACACAUUUCGAUUUUAUAUCACUGAUCUCUGCACAAGUUUAGCAGUAAAAUAUCAUGAUUUUAAAAAAAAUUACCGAAAAUCGCCCAUUAUUAUGCUCUAUCGAGGAUUGAAACAGCCGAAAGAUGAAAUUAAGGCUAUGGAAGAGAACGUGGGUAAUCUAAUGUCAACAAAUGGAUUUCUAUCUACAAGUCGAUCAAGAGUAAUUGCCUAUGAAUUUGCUAAAAAAGAAACAAAACGAACAGAUCUUGAGUGUCUUCUGUUUGAAAUCGAAAUGGACCUUCGUCUAGAGAAAAUACUAUUAUCCGAUAUAUCCGAGUACAGCGACUUUCCUGCCGAAGAAGAAGUAUUGUUUGAUCUGGGUGCAGCAUUUAAAAUUGAAUCGUGUACAUACGAUGAAUCAGAUAAUUUAUGGGUCGUAAAAGCGAAAGCCACCGACAAGGGAGCAGAAUUAGCUGACGAAUACAUUGAAUUUAAGAAAAAGAAGAUGGCACAAUCGAACAUAGUACUCAUGUUUGGUCAUUUACUCGCUGAUAUGGGUGAAUAUGAAAAAUCGCUGAAAUAUUUUGAAAAGAUUUUACGUGAAGUACCGAAUGAUGAAGAACUCGCUUGUGUUUAUCAUAAUAUUGGUCGUGCUUAUCGUUUACAAGGUAAUUAUGAAAAAGCGAUAAUUAAUUAUGAUCGUGCCUAUAAAAUGCACAUGAAUUCUAAGCCAGCUCGUUUUGUUUCGGCAGCUAAAACGUUGAAUGGUCUAGCAGUAGUUUACAAUGAAAUUGGUGAAUAUGACGAAGCAAAUAAACACUAUUUAAAUGCAUUGGCAGUAUACAAGAAAGCGUUGCCUAAAAAUCAUAUAGAUAUUGCCUCAACAUUAAAUAACUUGGGUAAUUUUUAUCACGAUAAUGGAGAAUAUAAGUUAGCCAUCAAAUAUUUGAUGGAAGCAAAACAGAUCAAUGAAAAAAUAUUGCCUAAAGAUCACCCCGAUACCGCUAGAGUAUUGAAUAAUAUUGGAAAUGUUUACUAUAAAACUGAAGAGUAUGAGAAAGCUUAUGAGCACUAUGUAAAAGCAUGGAGAUUAAAAGAAAAAGCUUUACCCGCUGAUCAUCCAGAUAUUGCUCGCAGUCUCGAUAAUAUUGGCCUCACCUAUUAUAAAUACAAUGAUUUUCCUCGUGCAAUCGAAUACCAUGUAAAGGCCUUGCAAAUGACUGAAAAAACAUUACCACUAGAUCAUCCAUUGAUAACCAAUAUUAAGGAACAUUUGAAUACUAUUCAAAUCAAUACGCUCAGGCUCUAA